Molecule: messenger RNA, 1875 nt
Organism: Cercopithifilaria johnstoni
Lineage: Eukaryota; Metazoa; Nematoda; Chromadorea; Rhabditida; Onchocercidae
Source: the annotation of a GenBank genome assembly
AUGUCAGCAUACAACGGUUUCAAAAACCAUGUAACUUUAUCCAGACAUCCAGCUCGAGAUCUAUAUGAUGAUUGUACCAUGGCAGUUAAUUCAUAUGAUUGCGACUACAAUAAGCCAUACUCGCCAGAAUCUUUGGAACAUGGUAACGAAAUGGACACAUUAACUUAUACGCCAUCACCAGUCCAGCAUUACGCUACCGCUGUUGCCACAUUAUCUAAUUCUCCGGGAAUGCAGCUGGAUGGCAAAACUGAUCACAAACUUUCGUCAUCAAGUGUUAUUAUUGAUGUGGACGAUGGUGGUGAUAAUAAUUCGUCCCGUAGUGAUUCACCGAGUUUUAAGGCUUCUUUGCAAACUACGGAGAUCGAAGAAAAUGAAAAAGUGAUGGGAGAAGAAAUUGAAGUAGACGAUGAAGGUUUGGAAGAAAUCAUAGCUAAUGUUUUGAUUGAACAACUGACUGGUGGAAGUGAAAGUGAAGUGCGACGUCGGCCGUACAAUUCAAUCGGACCGGAUUGUGAUGAACUGCGAAAUAUGCUUGCCAUUGCUGUGCGACAGGAAAAGCAAGCUCGGGAGCUUAGGAAGAAACGAUCUCAUAUGUCUGGUGUUGGCUGGCUAAUUUCAAAGUUAUUCUCCAUAAAUACAUCUGCAGAAAUCGGGAAAAAGGAAAGAGUUGUGCUUGAUCGAUAUGGUCGAAAAGUGGAAACCAGCAAGAAAGAAAAUCAACCGAGGAAGUGGGUGUAUCACCCAGAAAUUGUUCGUGCAAACGCGUCGUCAGAUAUAACGACAUUUCCAAUAAGACUUCAAGACGGUGUUCUUCUUAGUGAACUUCCACCUCCUCCACCUCAUCCUACAGUCCCAGAUGAGAUACGGAGAGCCGUACGUGCUAAAAUGGUACGAUGCAAAAUUUGUAAAAAUCGUUUUAUUGAAAAAAAUUUAUAUGAACGACAUCUGCGCGAUCGGCAUUACACCGAAUAUUUGGCAUAUUUAAUACAACAAGAAGAAGAGAUCGCUGAACAAAGACAAGCUGAGCUUGAAGCAAAUCGAAUUGAGGAACUCGCAACGGGAGGUUACAUUCCACCGGAACGUGAGAUAGAUGCUGAAUCUUAUGAAGUUGAAGUUGACAAGAUUCCGCUGCCUGGUGAACUAAGUGGUGGUAUUCCAGCACGUUUUGAUCGACAUGGUUUCUUACGUCAACCAAAACGUUCCUACAAGAAAAAAGUUUCUCCACAAUGUCCGUUCUGUGACAAACGGUUCAGGAACGAAGUUUCUUUGAAGAAGCAUUUUGUGAAGAAGCAUCCAGAAACCAUUGAUUUUGUUCAGUGUUUACGUUGUUUUAAAGCAGUGAAAACGAAAAGCGAAUUAUCAGCGCAUGAAUGUGACUUGACGUUUAUCUGCUUUGAAUGUACACCACUGAGGAAUCUUUGCACUCAGCAAAGAUUGCUCAAUCAUCGAGCAAAGUUCCACCGUGGUGUAAAUUCAGGUUUCAAAUGUAACAUGUGUGCGUUGAAAUUCCUUACACCGCGAAAGCUCAGGAAGCAUAAGAAAAUGGCUCAUGUUUUCACGAAAACUUUCCCUUGCCACUUUUGUGAUGAGUUAUUCACAAGCGAAUGUUCGGUGACAACGCACGAACGUAUUCACACGGGUAUAAUCAAAUUUGAAUGUCGAAUCUGUGACUUCAAGUGCAAUCGUUUUGUCUGGAUGGAAGAACAUCAAAAAGAAGAGCACGGCUAUAUUUGUUCCGUAUGCCAGCAUAAAUGUGCCGAAUGGGGUGCGCUUAAAGACCACACAUUGCAGGAGCAUGGUGGUUAUUUGACCAGUGAGUCGAAUGCAGGUUAUAUCGAUAGCCCACGUGUGUGGGUCAUGUAUAAGGGCGAAUAA